Messenger RNA from Aspergillus pseudonomiae, 721 nucleotides. RefSeq lists its product as uncharacterized. The record is from RefSeq and is a predicted model, not a curated record. The coding region runs from base 98 to 568 and encodes 156 amino acids. The transcript has a single exon. NCBI's taxonomy places the organism in Eukaryota, Fungi, Ascomycota, Eurotiomycetes, Eurotiales, Aspergillaceae.
GUCGGUCAGCCAACACAAGGCAAAUUAUUGAGUCGUUGCCUCGUCGGAGAUUAUCUUCCAUGGCUGUCCGGGGUUAAGGUAGUGUCGUCUUAGCUCGAUGAAGAAAAGAAGACGGGACGAAUCCUCAAGAGACGAUGAUCUCCUCGGAUUACGCUGCAUUCGGCAAGAUCAUCGCUGUCAGGAUAAUUUCCUGGCUCUUGGCCCUUCAUCUCAUAUCACAUCACAUCACACACAGACCAGAAAUGACACAAGGCAAUGGAACCGGAGCAAAGGAGUCUUUCUUCCCCUGUCCAUGCCUGCAUUCUAUACCUUACAAUCCCUAUCCUUAACAGAAAUGAAGGAUCCGCGAACAAUGUCUACAAAAAAUUCUCUCCCUCGUCGUUGUCAGUAUGAAGGGCGCGCGUUUUCCCGCUCCCUGUCUAGGGUAAUUUCGGCAUUGACUCGGCUUUUAACCCCUGUCACUAUUCGGCACCAUCAUACCAUAGAUGCAUUCUCUGACUUGCCCUUUCUCCAUCCUCGAUUCUUAUCUACUAAUCAUGAACGAAAUAAACGGUGCAAGAUACCGUAGCGCCCGUCGGGAGUCGUGCCCUUGGGUGCCUGCCAUGCCGCCACUGUCGGUGCCUUGUGCCUGACCCUGAACUUGGCUUCCGUCUAGUCCUGCAUAUCUAGGAACCCGUACCGUUGCAUUGCCAAUAAUGCGGUUCGGUUAUCAACUGGGGUA